Durio zibethinus is the source of this 983-nucleotide messenger RNA. Its product is annotated as proline-rich family protein. Gene Ontology annotation, biological process: regulation of protein complex stability. Gene Ontology annotation, cellular component: chloroplast thylakoid membrane. NCBI's taxonomy places the organism in Eukaryota, Viridiplantae, Streptophyta, Magnoliopsida, Malvales, Malvaceae. The record is from RefSeq and is a predicted model, not a curated record.
GCUAGACCAGACGCAACAGCAUGAACAGGCAAAUCGUUAAAAUUUCACCACAAAAUUCCUAUCACCAGACAAAACCUUGACAACAACGAAAACCCCCAUUAAAUCAAGGGAUGUCUUCCUCACUUCUCUCCACUUUCUAAGCAGAAACCAAAGAAUUUAAACCAAGAACCUUAACAGAGAUGGCAUAUGCAUCACAAGCAAUGAUAUCAGCUAACAGUUAUGUAUUCACUUCUCCAAAGUUGUUGAAGAAAGGUUACAAACUUAACAUGACAAGGCAAUCCAGCUUCUUCACUGUUAGAGCUUCCUCUGAUGAAUCUGAAGACUGUAAUGAAGAAGAAUGUGCCCCUGAUAAGGAGGUUGGGAAGGUGAGUAUGGAUUGGUUAGCAGGGGAUAAGACCAAAGUGGUUGGGACAUUUCCACCUCGCAAACGGGGCUGGACCGGCUAUGUUGAGAAGGACACUGCAGGGCAGACCAACAUUUAUUCAGUUGAGCCUGCAGUUUACGUCGCAGAAAGUGCAAUAAGCUCAGGAAGUGCAGGUUCUUCGGCUGAUGGAGCUGAGAAUACAGUAGCAAUCGCCACAGGACUUGCCCUUAUCUUUGUUGCUGGAGCUUCGUCUAUAAUCCUCCAAGUUGGCAAGAAUUCACCACCAGUGAAGACAGCUGACUAUACCGGGCCAACACUUAGUUACUACAUAAACAAGUUUAAACCACCAGAAAUUAUCGAAGCUGCAGCACCGAUUGAGUUAACAGAAAGCUCUGCUCCCGAAGUUUCACAGAUUCAGGUUCAAUCUGAACUUCCACCAGAGUCUUCAAGUCUGACCACUACUUCAUAGACAAAUUUUGGACCAAUCUCUUGUUAUGCUUAAAUUUAUUUGUCUUCAUAUAUAGCUCCUGUAUACUACUACUGUGAUCAUUGAAAUAUAGUUACAAUAUGGGAAUAUGAUAUUAUUUUUUAUACAUUAGCCAUCCGUGAUGGUUCUUCA